AUGCAACACGAAAAUGCAGGCGCGACUGCGCCGCCUGAUUCUGCCAACCCGACCGACUAUGGCUUGCAGCGGAUGCUCGAUUUGCCGACAGAGCUACGCUGCUGCAUACUAGAGCUCCUCAUCAAGGACGAGUUCUUCGAAGCCUACUACACACUCCUCGAGCAUCCGGAGAUGGGCGAUUUGCCAGCUUCAGCAUAUCCUAACAACUACGGCCUUACUUUCGACGCAUACAAACCGCCCGCGCUCAAGCGAGCAGCUAGCUGA
Alternaria conjuncta is the source of this 264-nucleotide messenger RNA. RefSeq lists its product as uncharacterized. The record is from RefSeq and is a predicted model, not a curated record. NCBI's taxonomy places the organism in Eukaryota, Fungi, Ascomycota, Dothideomycetes, Pleosporales, Pleosporaceae. The transcript is spliced from 2 exons. The coding region runs from base 1 to 264 and encodes 87 amino acids.